GCCAGACGCUGACAAACCCGGGUGAUGGUUCACGGUGCAGGCUCACUGUGCAGACCCCAUACAUUUGAAGGCAUCACGCAAACGUGGGUGGGGUCGUUCAGAUGCGCAGCCAGACACAAAUGUGCAUCAUACGACUAAACCUCAAGUGCAUUUGUACUCAGCCUGUGCCUGCUUUGUGUGACCGCUAAGAAAACGAGUCUGUCUUAGUUUUGUAAGUACGACUUUACGUUUCUUUUUUGUACAUUAGUCGUUUUAUAUCAUGGCAUGGCCGUGCAUCACGCGUGCUUGCUGCAUCAAUCGCUUCUGGAGCGAGCUGGACAAGGCGGACAUCGCUGUGCCUCUGGUUUUUACCAAAUACUCGGAUGUGGCUGAGGUGCAGCAUGUGGCGCAUCAUCCGCAGCCCAGGCCGACUCGCGCCGCUGCUAUUGCCAUAGAAACCCAGCCUUAUUCUGGGGAGCAGGAGCAGACCGCAAAGGCACCGCCCGCUAAAGAUGGCUCUUCUGCGUCCGUCAUGCGCCAAGAUUUCAAGGCGUGGAAAGUGCGUCCUGAGCCCAGCUGCAAGCCCAGAAACGAGUACCAACCAUCACCGACCCCGUUCAUCAAUGAAACUCAGUACCAGAAGGACUACAAGCCCUGGCCCAUUCCGAAGAAGCAUGACCAUCCCUGGAUCCCUAAAUCCGCAGAGGCGGAGAGCGGGCCUGAAAAAAGUGAGUUAGAGGAGAAGGUGCAUGAGAAAGAAACCAAAGGUACGAAGAAAGGACCGUCCGAGGAGAAGAAAGCUGCGAUCAAAUCUGAGAGCCAAGUGUGCGCAGAGGUGAGCGCCGAGCAGCGCAAGGGCCGCGCGGCCGCAGACGCACUCAACAGGCAUAUCAAGGAGGUCAUGACCACCUCCAGCAGCUACAGGACAGAGUUUAAGGCAUACAAAGAUGUGAAACCAGCCAAGCCCAUCAAAGCUCCUUCUCAGUACAAGCCGCCAGGGGAGGAGACCAGUCUGGAGACCAGCUACAGCGCCACUUUCAAAGGGGAGCAGGUCAAGUCUCAUCCCACUGACAACAAGCUACAGGAGCGCCGCAGGAUACGGAGCCUCUACAGUGAACCCAGCAAGGUGGACAAGCCAGUGCCACGUGCUAAACCCAAAAAGACACCAACGACAACAACAGGAAAGAUGGUGAAAAAGGCAAAAGAAAAGCAGAUUUCUAGUUCUCUGACAGCUAAGAAGAAAGCGGGCACUGCUGAACCCAAACCUGAAGGAGUAGUGACAAAGAAGAGCAAAGAGCUAAGUAAUAGACUGGCAGAGGCAAAGCAUUAGGUCUGUAAGGUGACACUUUUUCCAAUUUCUUUUGUUUACUUGUAAUUUUGUUUUUGCUGCCUUGUUGUUCACUGUUCACUUCACUCUAAUGAACACUUCUUCUAAUGCAGUCACGUUCCGGUAAUGAGAGUGUCUGGGAGCAACACACACAAAAUAGCUUUAUAUUUUGAGCACAUCAUUUGCACAUAUUAGCAAAGUUUAGUUUAACCUUAACUUGAAGAGCCAUGAGUAUACAUUCAACAUGUGUACAAGGGCAUUGUAUAGGGCAUUAUUUCUAUAGAUGCCUGAGAAAAAUGAAAAAUGAUUGUAGAAUGUUAGGUGGGAGAUUUAAACAUAAUUGUGCUAAGACAAAUCUGUUCUAAGGUUUAGUUUUUACAGUGCCUCAGUCAUGGUCCUGGUCUUCAAUUCAUUGUUCUGAUUUGAUAUCUAGUUUCAUCAUUUGGGUUGCCUAGACAACCAAUGAAUUGUAAUAUAAUAUUGCUACAGCUUGCAUGGAGGAGGCCAUCUUUGGUUACAUUUAGAUACAAACCCCACAUCUUAGCUUGUAAAUCAAAUCAAUAUGCAUUAACAUACAAUGGCCAUUAUAGUUUUAAUGGAUAUUAUGCAUGUGAUAGUAGUAAUACACAUUUGUCACAUCAAGUACAUCACUGAAAAGGAUGUCUUAGUUUUGUAGCCAUUUAAAUGGUAGGUCAGGAGUUGAGCAACGAAUAUCAAAAGUUGUAGUGGUGUCAUAGGGUUCCCAAUUCCCCUUUUAAACUGAUAAAAAAUAAUUAGAAAACAUACAGGUAUUAUUAUAAUAUAUAAUCACCUGGAUUGGCUGCUACCAGGUGUUAAUGGACAAAGAAUAGGCCAGGACUUGAAAGGAUUUGAAGGUAAUAAACAAUGCUGCUGUUAAAAAGUCUAAAGUUGCGCAAAUUGCUGUAAUGUGUGUACUGUUUUUAUCACCAUCACAGCCUUCCCUUUGUAGUUGUAAAUGCAACAGUGCUCAAAUAGAGACACAAGUCCAUUUUAGCUUGUUUGGAUAGGAGGUCAUGUUCAGCCUGUCCAAACUGGUGCUACAAUAUAAUGUCAUGUAUUGUCUGGUGUGAGCUGUGUAUGGUGUCAGACCCAAAUGAGCUAAAGUGACUAUAAGACAAUGUUGAAUCACUGCAAAUGUUCUGGUAGUGUGCUUGUAUCCUCAGCUUGCGUUGGAUGAAUUAAAAUGAUAAUACUGAACAA
This is a messenger RNA of Periophthalmus magnuspinnatus, 2527 nucleotides long. It is a transcript of the gene map6b, whose product is annotated as microtubule-associated protein 6b. Gene Ontology annotation, biological process: cytoskeleton-dependent intracellular transport; microtubule cytoskeleton organization; regulation of microtubule cytoskeleton organization. Bases 260 to 1309 code for a protein of 349 amino acids. The record is from RefSeq and is a predicted model, not a curated record. Lineage: Eukaryota; Metazoa; Chordata; Actinopteri; Gobiiformes; Gobiidae. The transcript has 3 exons. Gene Ontology annotation, cellular component: Golgi-associated vesicle; cis-Golgi network; microtubule. Gene Ontology annotation, molecular function: microtubule binding; calmodulin binding.